Molecule: messenger RNA, 1884 nt
Organism: Petromyzon marinus (sea lamprey)
Lineage: Eukaryota; Metazoa; Chordata; Hyperoartia; Petromyzontiformes; Petromyzontidae
Product: rab9 effector protein with kelch motifs-like
Molecular function (GO): protein binding
Source: RefSeq, a predicted model, not a curated record
GUUACAUCGGCACUCGGUGGACGACGGGCCAAUCGUAGGCGUCGUCUUAUCGCGGCCCCACCCGCUCCAUGAUCGUCGAGUCGUGAUUGCCCGCCACGCUUAAUCAUCGUGAUAGAAUUUGACUUUGCUUUAGUCGCUAUCGCUUGUCUCUAACACCAACCAACACGUGUUGACGCGUGGCGCUCAUUGAAGCCGGCGAUUCACACGCACGGGACCGAGCGUGUUGUGUCCAGCGGGGCCGUUAAAAUCGGCCCGCGAGUCGUGGGAGAUCAGGAAUCAUGGAUUUCCAUGCCAUCCUGGAGCCUGGUGACAUACCAAAGCCGGGACUUUGGUACGUGUUAGCCCCACGCGGCCAACCGCCCCCCGUCACCGUGGGCCACACCUGCACGCACCUGGUGGGCUCACGGGGCGGCGCGAUGGGACGGGUGCUGAUCGUCGGCGGAGCCAAUCCCGAGGCCAGCUUCAAGCACACGGUGGUUCUGGACCUGGAUACCUACGAGUGGCAUACCCCCGACUGGCGCGGCCUGCAGCCGCGCUACGAGCACGCCGCCUUCGUCUCCCCCUCCGCCCCCCUCGCUGAAAGUAGUCCCGCCGAUGAAAAUAGUUCCACCCCGGAAGGAGGUGGCGGGCGUGCAAGUGGCGCCGAGGCAGCUUUGGAUGGAAACCCUCCCGGCUCCACAAAGAGCCCUCCUCCUCCAUCGCUCGGGAGCAGCAGCAGCUCCGCCGGGCUGUGGGUCUUUGGCGGAGCCGAUCGUACGGGCAACAGGAAUUGCGUUCAGCGGUUGGAUUUGGAGCAACGCAGGUGGGAGAGCCCCCCAGUGGAGGGCACCCCCCCCUGCCCCCGCACGUACCACAGCGGUGCGGCGGCGGUGGGGGGCACGCUGUACGUCGUGGGGGGCGGAGCGCACGGGGCGAGUGCCGUCAGGGACGCCCGCCUCUACGCCUUCGACUCUGUGAGCCAGCGCUGGUCGUGCCCCGAGACCAGCGGCGUGGCCCCGUCGCCGCGGCACGGCCACGCGGUGGCGUGCGUCGGCGCUCGGCUCUACGUCCACGCGGGCAUGGACGGCGCCGACUUCCUCUCCGACCUCCACGUGCUGGACACCGCAGCCCUGCGCUGGGAGAAGGGGCGCUGCCGUGGGGACGUCCCGUCGGCACGUGCAGCGCACGCUGCCCUGGCCCACGGCAGGUUUCUCUACACAUUCGGGGGCCUGGGCCCCGCGGGGGCCCUGAGCUGCGCCUACAAGUUUCACGUUGACAAGCAGCGGUGGACGCUGGUGAAGCUGAACUGUCCACCCCCGGCCCCACGACUUGACCAUGCCAUGUGUGUCAUCCCCUGGGUCACCCGUCUCAGACCGGACUCGCCAGAACUACCACAGGACGCAGCUGCCGCUGUUGCCGGAGCCUCGUCACCUCCUCAUCCUCCUCAACCUCCUCCUCGUGACGCUGCUGGUCAGUCCGAGUCGGCCUCACGACGCUCCGGCGAGACGGAGCGCUCCGCUUCCCCGACGCGCGGAAGCCCCCGCGAGCGACCGACCGCUCCCAUCGGAGCGACCGGCGUCGCGACGCCGCACCGCCCGGACGUCGUCGCCGCCGCCGGCGCUGGUCGGGGCCCGGCAUCGGUGAUCGGAGAGCCCGCCGGUGGCACCGUGUCCCUCUGCCUGGUGUUCGGAGGCAUGGAUGGAGAGGGGGAGAUAUUCAACGACUGCAUGGCCAUGUUACUGGAGUAGCGGAAGGCGACGCUCGUUGGAAAACUAAACUAAAGCCGCUCAACUGCUUUUUUUAUUACUCUUUGGUUCUAUUCGGUAAAGCCACGUAGGUAAAAAUAAAAUAACAAAAAUCACGGCGUUUCGGCCACAACACAAGUGGCCUUCAUCAGGUGAAGGG